GAGCGUCCCGGCAUGGAGCGUGAGCCUUGCGCCUCGGAUACCGCCUCCGCCGCGCUCUUCGCUUGGGGUGCAAAUAGCUAUGGACAACUUGGCCUGGGCCAUAAGGAAGAUGUACUUUUACCCCAGCGACUGAAUAACUUCUGUGAACCUAGAUGUAUCAGAAGGAUCACAGGAGGAGGGGGCCACUCUGCAGUUGUCACAGAUGGAGGAGGUAUUUUUGUUUGUGGCCUGAACAAAGAUGGACAGUUGGGACUUGGUCACACAGAAGAUGUUCUGUAUUUUACCCCCUGUACAUCCCUCCUUGGCUGUCCCAUCCAACAGGUGGCCUGUGGCUGGGAUUUUACCAUUAUACUCACAGAAAGUGGUCAAGUUCUAUCAUGUGGAUCCAACUUAUUUGGCCAAUUAGGAGUUCCUCAUGGACCUCAAAGAUGUGUGAUUCCUCAGGCCAUUGAGCUCCUAAGAGAGAAGGUUGUGUAUGUUGCUGCUGGACUGAGGCAUGCAUUAGCUGCUACAGCAAGUGGCAUUGUGUUCCAGUGGGGCACUGGUUUGGCAUCAUGUGGACGGCGAUUGUACCCUGGGCAGACUCUCCCGUUGUUUUUGACGGCAAAGGAACCGAGCAGAGUGACAGGCCUAGAGAAUUUUAAAGUAAGAUGUGUUCUUGCUGGCUCACAUCACUCAGCUUCAUUAACAGAUUCAGGAGAGCUAUAUGUUUGGGGGAGCAACAAACAUGGGCAACUGGCAAGCCAGGCUGCUUUCAUUCCUGUGCCCCAGAAAAUAGAAGUACGUUUUUUUCAGAACGAAAAGGUCACUGCCAUCUGGAGUGGGUGGACACACCUGGUUGCCCAGACAGGUCUCUUGUGGCUCAGAGCAUAAUCUGGCAGUGAUUGGUGGUGUAUGCUACUCUUGGGGCUGGAACGAGCAUGGCAUGUGCGGGGAUGGCACUGAAGCCAACAUUUGGGCCCCCACGCUGGUGCAGGCUCUGAAAUCAUCACAAGGACUCCAUGUGGGCUGUGGAGCUGGCCACUCCCUGGCCCUCUGCCAGCUGCCAGCCCUUCCUGCACUAGUCCAGGGCCCCAAGGUCAUGGACUCAUCCCCAGAUGCCACUGAAGGUGCUGAAUCUUAGGAAACAACGUACAAAGAGUGAAACUAGAAGGAAAGACAAUCAAAAGCUUCAACCCAAAGCCAAUCUGACAAGUCCAGAAGUGAGGAACUUGUGACAGAACGUUUAAUAAAGUGGCUUUUCCCACCAAA
Messenger RNA from Orycteropus afer afer, 1251 nucleotides. NCBI's taxonomy places the organism in Eukaryota, Metazoa, Chordata, Mammalia, Tubulidentata, Orycteropodidae. The record is from RefSeq and is a predicted model, not a curated record.